CUCAGUGAGGCGCGACGAGCAGUGACACGGUCACGUCCGCCAAGUUCGGGCUACCGCGCAUCGCCACUUGAUUGAUUGAUAGUGCUAUCAUCACUGUGAUAGAUCGGCUCUUGGUAUCCAAUUGACUCUGCAUUGUCAAGGCGGUGGUGUGAAAAAGUAACCUGACCUUCACAAACAAGUAGUCAUCAUUCUUGGUAAUAUCAAAUUUUAUCGAAUCUUGGGAAGGGGCGUGACGAUGGCAACGACUCGCGUUGCCGAGGUGCAUGCCAGUAAGGCUUCGCAGCGGGGCGUCCUGGAGAGUGCGUUUUUCAAGUUUCUCUUCCCUCCAACGCUGGAGCAGCCGGAGAGCACUGGGCGAUUGGACGUUUUUGGGCACUAUGGUCCGGUUGACGACAAUGGCUUUCUUCGAGGAGGUGCCGCAGAACGACACAAAGUCUGCGAUCACGAGAUCAAGAAAUUGAUCUCCUCUCUCAGUGAGGGGCUACUGUACUCGUCCUAAAGUUUCAAGAUUUUACCACAUUUGUGGCGUAGAAUUGAUGUCAUUUUUUUACAGUUGACCUUUAAUACGACUAGAAAGCAAGAAUACUUACUGAUUGAUUUCAUCAACUCAACUUCGAUCUUCAUUUAUCGUACAACAGAGUAAAUAGUCACCACGACCACAUAGAAUUUUAGAAAACGAAUGUACACUUUCAUUACAGACGCUUUGAAGACAGCCAUGGCAGCACGCCACCAACGUGGUUUUACGAUGAUGCUUCGAGAUCGGGUCAGCACGACCACAUAGAAUUUUAGAGUAUGCACACAUUCACUUUCACACACCUGGAAUCGACAGGUACGAACUUUUCGAGCCGAAGCCUAGGGAUACCGUCAAAGUCGUAGUAGACGAAAUCCUUCCGAAGGCAAUAUCCCAUUGCUAUACUGCAAAAGAGAUAAAGAGGCUCAUCAGCUCAGUCGCGAAAGACGGAGAAGGCAGGUUACCCUUCCACGAACUGCAGGACAUCAUUCUCAAAGGUACUACUUUUACUCAGUAAUGAUCAAUUGAGAAUCAAAAGAAUCUGUUGUAACUACAGACAUUCUGCUCUGGAGAUGAAAAUUACUUGUUGUACCAGAAUAAGUACUACCUCGAAUAAGUACUACCUCCAAGUACGAUCAUCAUACCAAUCAAAUCCAAAUCUAUUAUACCAUACUUGCAGAUCAGAGACGGCGACUGCAGACGUUGGUGCAUGGAGGCAGCAUUACGAAGGAGCAGAGAAAGCCGAUUCCGUUUCAGACCGAGUCCGCGAAGAUCCUUACGCGCAUCACGCGCAAGAAGAAGCUGAUCCCACCACAGGAGUUCAACUACAAGGCCAAGCUAUUGAAUGGAUCAGCGGCAUUGAUAGCACCAAUCGAGAUGCAGAACCUGAGCAGCCAGUUGAGCAACAAUAUCCUCCUGCUGAGAGGAGUAGGCUCGGUCUCGGACAAGUGGGAUCGAUACUGCGCACUCAGACAGACGGGUAUUUUUACAUACCGAAAAUUUAUUUAGUUUAAGUACAUACAACUCUUCACUGAUGAUUUUAGUGCUCGAACUGUGGGUCUAUCAUCAUCUAAUUAGGGGCGGUGUGUUUGACUUUAUUCGGAUUCAGAUUAUUGUUGUGGAGGAGUUGUAAACAAGUAGUAGUUUCAUCUGAGUCUGGAGGACUACGUCAUUAAAGAAAUUGUUAAUUAGUUGGGAUGAUUUCAAUUUCUUCAAUCUUAUACCUAGACUCAAACUUUCUUUUUUAGGCAAGCAGAGUUAUGUUGCGUCUCGGAAUACGGGAAACACGAACGCCUACGAAGAAGGAAGCAAGGCUGGAACCGCGGUCAGCGAUCUCAAAACCUCUAUGCUGCUUACGCGAAACCCACGCGAUGCACCAAAGGUGGUCGAUUAUCCGCCAAAACGUCAGCACUAAGAUCAUCAUUGUCAUUGUUCAUUUCGCUGCUCUCCUUAUAGGAGGUACUACAUUAUUGGAUGGCCUCACAAGUAGACAACAGUAGCUACAUAAGAGGUGCCAUGACGUGACAUCUACUAAUAUUAAGAGCUUGAAGAUAUCCCGGGAUGUACAAGUGGGUGGGCUUGGAUAGUAGCUAGUAGUACUACCAUUUCUAGCUAGUAAUCAGCGUUCUCGGAACAUGUCAUUGUACAUUCACAUUGUAUAGAAAAUUGUGUUUCUUUUUUUUUGCUUGUUGUAGUGGGAAAAUAACUAUCUGGUAUGGUAAGGACAAAUCACAAUAUUUCAUGAAUUUAGUUUGAUCAGAAAUUCACUCAACAUCGGCAAACGCCUUAAAUAUCGAGUAAGGUAUGACAUUUGGAGCUCCUCUGGAGUUCGUGCACAGAGAAAGAGAAUAGAAAUUGCAUGCACAGCGAAAUAACAGAACUUGCAUACAACUGGAUGACUCACAUUACACUUCUUGAUCUUUAUUUUGCUUCUUGCGUCAAUGGUCUCCAAAAACGAUCCGUUGGAACCACACAAAACGUAAAAAGAAUUCAGACAGCAGAAAGGCAAAUGAUGGUGGUACUAGGUGAUGACUAGAAUGUAAAAGUAGUGUGUGAUGAGCUCUCUCGACAUUCUGG
Molecule: messenger RNA, 2587 nt
Organism: Amoebophrya sp. A25
Lineage: Eukaryota; Dinophyceae; Syndiniales; Amoebophryaceae
Source: the annotation of a GenBank genome assembly